AUGAGCAUCACGAAUGAAUCAAAACCCUAUAUCCCGCUGGCAGGAUUAGCCAGCGAUGGAUGGUCCACUGAAGACGAGGCUACAGCUACAUGCUUCUGCGGUGAAGUGCAACUAGUUUUUCCCACCCAUGGCCCAGGCCUGGUCGAUACCUUCGUUUGCAAUUGCACCGACUGCCGAAAACUGACUGCAUCAAUGUUCGCAUCCAACUUCACCGUCGAUGACCAGUACUUGAAGCAUGUACGCGGCCAGGAGAACCUCAAAACCUUUGGCCAAUCGAAGACAAUUGGUUCCGGCAAAAAGAUGACGAAUUAUUUCUGUUCCAAUUGCGGCACAUUGAUGUAUCGUCGUGGCGAGGCUUUCCCAGGACUGAGUAUCCUGCGUAUUGGCACAGUUGAUGAUUUCAACCUGCAUGAGACGAAGUUGAAACCAAGAGUGGAACAGUUCACCAAAACUCGUGUGGGAUGGUUUCACGGUAUGGAGGGUAUUAGGCAGGUCGAGGGUAGUGCUUAUACAUAG
Talaromyces amestolkiae is the source of this 516-nucleotide messenger RNA. RefSeq lists its product as uncharacterized. Gene Ontology annotation, molecular function: carbon-sulfur lyase activity. The record is from RefSeq and is a predicted model, not a curated record. NCBI's taxonomy places the organism in Eukaryota, Fungi, Ascomycota, Eurotiomycetes, Eurotiales, Trichocomaceae. Bases 1 to 516 code for a protein of 171 amino acids. The transcript is spliced from 2 exons.